AUGGUGCAGGAGGCUGUCACCUUUGAGGACGUGGCUGUGAACUUCACGGCGGAGGAGUGGGCUUUGCUGGAUCCAUCCCAAAAGAAGCUCUACAGAGAUGUGAUGUGGGAAACCUUUAGGAAUGUGACUGCUAUAGAAAGAAACUGUAAUGAUCAGCAAGUUGAAGAUGAGUACAAAAGUUGCAGGAGAAAUCGAAGAAGUGAAGAGGUAGACAAAUGGUAUCAACAUGAAUUAUGGUAUCAACAUGAAGACAUGAUGUUUUGUUCUCCAGAUGGUAAUGUGUACAUGAAAACAGUUGGUACAAAACGAAGUGAAAGUUUUGCCUAUAGAAAGCACCUGAUUUUUCAUUCACCAGAAAAUGUGCCUGGACUCAAAUUGUAUGAGUAUCAGAGCUUUCAAGAGAAGCUUUCUAACUGUAGCACACAUGAGGAAGCCUGCACUGAAUUCCAGUACUUUCAGAAGUAUGCUAAGAAAACUCCUGGAGAGAAAGCCUGUGGAUAUAAGCAAUCUGGAACAUUCUCUGAUGGCACUGAAGGAACUAACAUAGAAGAAGAGAAGCCUUUUGAAUAUAAGCAAGAUGUGCAAGCUGUUAGUGCAUUGAACUAUGUUGAAAUCCGAAAAAGACAUCACAAUAGAGUGGACCCAUAUGUAAGUGUGCAAAGUGGAAAAGGUUUUGAUUCUCACCAUGAUGUUCAGAUGCAUGAAAGUGCUUACACUGGAGAAAAACACUAUGAAUGUAAGAACAGUGGGAAAUCCUUAACUAAUAGCUCUUCAUUUUGUAAAUUUAAAAGGGGAGAAACUGAGGAGAAACACUAUGUAUGUAAGCAUUGCGGGAAAGCUUUCGGCACACCAUUUACUUGUCAAAAUCAUGAAAGAAUCCACACUGGGGAAAAACCCUAUGUCUGUAAGCAAUGUGGGAAAGCUUUUGGCACACAAUUCAAUUGUGAAAAUCAUGAAAAAAUUCACACUGGGGAGAAACGCUAUAACCUGUACUCCAACAAAAUGGAAAUUUCAGAAGAAAUGGACACAUUCAUACAUCCCUAUGAACUAUCAAUGCUGAAACAAGAAGAUAUAAAUAUCCUAAAUAACCUAAUACCAGUAAAAGUAAUUGAAGAAGUCAUUGAAAAACAGCCAAGAAAUUAA
This is a messenger RNA of Heterocephalus glaber (naked mole-rat), 1143 nucleotides long. The record is from RefSeq and is a predicted model, not a curated record. NCBI's taxonomy places the organism in Eukaryota, Metazoa, Chordata, Mammalia, Rodentia, Bathyergidae.